Phytophthora sojae is the source of this 2214-nucleotide messenger RNA. RefSeq lists its product as hypothetical. The record is from RefSeq and is a predicted model, not a curated record. The transcript has 6 exons. Lineage: Eukaryota; Oomycota; Peronosporomycetes; Peronosporales; Peronosporaceae. The coding region runs from base 1 to 2214 and encodes 737 amino acids.
AUGGCUGUUGCGCCUCAGACUCCUCCAUCCGAGUGCUUGAGAGCGCCAACAACAACGCUAAGACCGAGGAGCGUAAGGUCGAAAUGUGCCACUUGCAUCCCCAACCGAAAAAUCCAUCCUACCAAGGCGGCGUUCGCCGAUAUUAAAGUGCCGCUGAAAUUCACACUUUCUGGACUAAGGGUAAAAGCUUUACUGGUUCUGGUCGGUGCGAUGGCCACCGUGUGCGUGGGGUGGACCAGUUGGCUCAUUCUCCUGAUAGUCAAGCCGAACGAGACGGUGAACUGGGUCAUGAAGACACAAGACUUCGGCAAUGGGUCGUUCUGGCUGAUGGUGGACGCACCUGCAGAGAUGAACCGCUUAGCAGUGGGUGGGUACUCGCUUGUGUGGCUUUUGUACUGUGCCGUUCUCGUGAGGGCUAUAAGGCGCCAAAGUCGGCGGGUCUGGAUGAAAAUUGCUGAUCUAGCGGUGGAACCCUUGAUCCUAUCGGUAGUCCUUGAGGACGGAUCUCCGCUUGGACUGCUUGUCACAAUCACAGCAAUUGUCGCGAUGAACGCGUUGUCAUGCGCGGUGAUGAUGCUGCUUCCUGACAGCUACACGGGAUUGACUGAGGUCAUCGUCGACAUCACCUUCAGCCUCGACCGUGCCAAGCUGACUAUCAACAUGGAAGUUUUCCCACUGGGAGCAUUCGAGCGAGAAGCGACUGUGAUGGUGAACCCGGUGCAGACGGACAUCAUCUACAAGACGCUGAAAUCCCUCCAGAUUUCCUCGACGUUCGUGCUCAUCACUCGAGUUGGCGUCAGUUUCGUGUUUGCCUAUCGACUUUUUCACGCUGUGGAGCUCAUCCGGAACCCGGAGAAAAGACCGGCUCGACUGUAUCCAAAGCGAAAUCGUGUGUCUAUCGCCUUCUUCCUUUUGGUAGUCGUCGGCCUCGUUGCGUUCGUGGAAGAAAGUGUUCGGACGUCGUCGAUUGCGUGUCAAGCGCAUCCGGAGUGUGCUGUGAAGGCCCACAGAUGGACAAUUCUGGUAGAAGGGUCGCUGAUUCAGUCUCCGUGUCGAGCUCUCAUUGACGGAGACAUCGCGCCAAAGACGUACGAUGGAUGGAUGUCACCGGUGGAUGUUACCACUAAAGUGGUGCAGUUAGCCUCCACUGGAGACCUCAGGACGAUUAAGUUGACGAGUCGAUACCUACCCGUGCUACCGGAAGAGCUUCGAUGGUGUCGCGAGAUGCAAUACGUGUCGCUGAUGUACACGUACACGGAAACAUUGCCUAGUUGGGCCAACGAAUUCGUCAAUCUCGAAUAUUUAUACAUCGAGGGCAUGUCCAACAGCUCAUUGAUUGAGCUUCCCGACGACCUGUUCAAGGACAUGACCUCGCUCACCUUUCUCCACCUGGGUAUGCACCUAAACCUGCAGGAACUCCCCUCUUUUGACGGACUCAAACACCUCAAGGCGUUGGUAUUAGCUCCGCUUGUUACGCUGACCGAGCUUCCGAGUUUCGACGGCGUGUACCACCUCGAGCGCCUUGAGAUGUCAACGCUACCAACCAUUACCGUGCUCCCCGAUUUGAAGCCGCUGCAGAAGCUCAAGUCCUUUAUCGCACGAGAUCGCGGGACCUGGUGCUGCAACGGCUUUCUCGGCGACUGCGAUUUGAGUGAUUCGAUUUGUAAUGCAUCGGCCGUGUCGUACCGAUCCGACCUCAUGGCGACGAAUGCAACGCUCUCAACCCUUGCGAAAUUUAACGUCACCGUUUGUCAGCCGCUAGAAGCUCAGACAUCGGAUUCGACAUCCAGAAAAUUGAGUAUUUCUACUUCAGAAACGAAACGCGGUGGUCCGGGUCCGGGACCUCCGUCACCAGGUGGUCUGGGUGGUCCACCACCACCAGGUUCAGAGCCCCUUAGUCGAAUGGGUCCGCCGCCAAAUUCAGAAACCGAGGUUCGUCACCAGGUACGGAAACGGGGGCUCCAGGACCGGGUGCGAAUAGUGGUCAUGGUGGUCCAGGCACUGGUCAAAGUGGGAAUGCAGGUCCAGGGAUGCCGACGCGAGAAUCUGUCGCACACUUCUGGAGAUGCGGAGGCGAUGUGCUACAACGCGAGGUAUACAGCCAUCUCCUGUGACGCAAGCGCAGAUGCGAUCGAGAUGCGACGACGGCAGAUACAACAACGCGUUGGAGACAAGUGCAAUCCGGAGUAUGAAGCGUGGCUUGGAUGCAAAUAA